This is a messenger RNA of Saitoella complicata NRRL Y-17804, 495 nucleotides long. RefSeq lists its product as uncharacterized. The transcript has a single exon. The coding region runs from base 1 to 495 and encodes 164 amino acids. The record is from RefSeq and is a predicted model, not a curated record. Lineage: Eukaryota; Fungi; Ascomycota; Saitoellomycetes; Saitoellales; Saitoellaceae.
AUGAGCAAGAGACAGGAGAGAGAUGUUGUUAUUGUGCACACACUUUUGGCCAAGCUGAGUGCACCUGGUGCACUUGUACUUGCCAGCAUGACUGAAGUCCUUGCAAUAGAUGCCUCAGCUUGGCAGUGUGAGCACAAUAACAACAUCUCUCUCCUGUCUCUUGGUCAUGUGGUCCCAGCUCAGGUCGAGGAAACCGAAGACAAGGAGUCCGACGAGGCCGAGUAUUUCGACAUUGAGGAUGGAACCUGGACUGGAUUUGCAGACGAAGCCGAGGACGCAGAGGAUCUGGCGGUUUUUCGGAGGAGAACGAGGGGGAGACAGAGUACUCUCUCGGUGUCACCGAACGGUCGAGUUGUUGCUUUCAUUCCAACCGAUGAUGAUGAUGAAGAAGUUGAGACUGAGGAGGAGAGUGGCUCUCAUCGAAAAAACUCACUGGCCCAGAAACCUCAAAAACUGUUAGAAUCAAAGGAACCACAGGCAGAAUAUGUUCAUUGA